UAGAAUUUCCACAAACAAACCUCUCCUAGUCCUUGUUGUCAGACUUCUAAAUUAUAGUUGUACCAACUAACUGACUAAGUUUCUUAAAUCUAAUUGACAUCAAAUCGUACAGUAGGAUCCUUUAGAGGUAUGGAAGUUGUGAUCAAAAGCUCAGUCUCAAGAUCUGACCCAAAACAUGGUUUCUACAAUUAGCCCUCUUCUACCACUACUAAAAAAAAAACUAAUUUUUAAAUACAAGGAACAUUUUGAAGAUGAUUUUUCUGAAAACGUAAUUGAAACCGCAAAAUAGCGACAGUUUUUGGUAAAAAAUCAUCGUCGAAAUCGAGACGGUAUUCAAAAACCGUCUUUAAAUCAGGACCAGUUUUUUAAUGUUUGUUCUGACUGCUCGCCCCCUAGCCCUCUUUGCCUCCGCUCACUCCGUCUUUUUGAAUGAGGUCAUUUUCAUUGCGCUGAAGGUUCUAGAGAGAGUACAGAGGUUGAACUUCUCUCUCCGAUCCCAAAGCCACCCACGGAGGAGGAGAAAAAACCCCAAGAGGAAGAAAAGUCCAAACCUGAGGAGAAGAAACAAGAGGAAGAAUUUUUUUUUUUCAGAUCACGAAGCCACCGCUCGACAAGGUCCUCCCGGAGCUCCUCGACCGCGUCGUCAAGUCCCUCGAUGUCUGCAAUGCCAUCAGCCUCGGCCUUGACGCCAUCAAGAACCUCCAGCGCCUCGCCGAGAUCGCCGUCGCGGCCCUCAAACAAACCCCCCUCGGUGACGGCCAGGUCCGCCCCGCCAAGAAGGCGCUCUCCUCCCUCGUUGCUGCCAUGCUGCACAACGACAGCAACGCCGCCGCCAAGGGAACCGAACGCACCCGCUCCUUCGGCCGCCGCGCCAGAACACCACCACCACCACCACUAUAUACAAGUCGCUGUCGUGGAGCAUGGCCAAUAACUUAUCAUCCUGCUUUUGAAUUAUUAAUGCUAUUGCAAAAAAAAAAAAAAACGGCGAAGAAGCGAGAGUUUUAUUCGUCACUGCAAAUAUAGUACACAACUAUAAAAUCCCUAACCCUCUUCACCCCGCACCUUUCUCCUUCGCCAUUUUCUGUUAGAAGACAAUGAUUACACAGCACGGCAAGAUCGUCGCGAAAGUAUGCGAAAACCUAUUUAGCCAUGGACCCCUCACUUUGGAUCAGUUGGUUCGCUACACCGACCUUACUAAGGACCAAGUCAGAAACUCCCUACUUGUCUUAGUUCAACACAAUUGUGCCCAAGCACUUGUUUCUGCUCCUCAAGAUGAUGAUGAUGAUGCAGACAGACUGAGAGUUAGAACUCAGUACCUGGUGUUGUUUGAUAACAUAAUCCAUCGGCUGAGGUUUCCCAAAUUCUUGGAGAUUGUGUUGCGGAAGCUUGAUGAAGAAUUUGUGAAGCUGCUUGUCGGAUUGCUUCAGGAUGGUAGGCUUACCCUCAAACAAAUGGUUGACAGAGAAAGUCAAGGAAAAGAAAAUGCUGUGCCUACAAAAGUUGUACGAGAGACACUCUGUAAACUUUUGACGGCUUGAUUUGUUGGACGUUGCCCUGCCCCUGAGCCAGUUGUUUCUACCUCAUUUAAGGAAACUACUUCUAGGAAGCUGGGUGCCAAGUCUGUGAAGGUAAUUAAAUGUUCACUAAGGUCAAAUUUCUUUAGGUAGUUGGGUUAUCUUUGAAUAAUGAUUUGGGGUAAGAGACAUUUGGUGUCUAUUUAGUGUAAAGCGCACAUGAGCUUUCUAAGGGAGUUUCACUAACAGCUAUGUUGAGGGACUUGAAGCUUUGUUCCUUUUGAUUAUCUCUUUUUUUCAGGUUUUAUUCUUUUGUUUAGAAGGAUUCCUCGUCCUCCUUCUUUUUGUAAUUUUUUCACCUCAACUUAUUAUAUUUCUUCAUCAUCAUCAUCAUCAUCAUCAUCAUCAUUAUUAUUAUUAUUAUUAUUAUUAUUUAAAUUGAGCUUACCUUAGUCUUUUGCUUAUUUUUCUUUUGACUUAAGAGCAAGACAUUCUCCCUGCUAAUUAUCCAAUUUUGAUAUCAAUUUACUAGUUCAUUAUUGAAUUUUGUAU
This is a messenger RNA of Glycine soja, 2066 nucleotides long. RefSeq names its product DNA-directed RNA polymerase III subunit rpc3-like. Gene Ontology annotation, molecular function: single-stranded DNA binding. NCBI's taxonomy places the organism in Eukaryota, Viridiplantae, Streptophyta, Magnoliopsida, Fabales, Fabaceae. The transcript has 5 exons. The record is from RefSeq and is a predicted model, not a curated record. The coding region runs from base 1095 to 1538 and encodes 147 amino acids. Gene Ontology annotation, cellular component: RNA polymerase III complex.